GUUCUGCCAACUUGACGCAAAAACAAAGAAAAUGUCUUCCUUUACUAAAAAUUCGUGUCUGUGUUAAGGACGUGUUUAAAUACUUUUUAAGUGUUUUAACAGAACAGCCGCAACAAUGUCUGGUACAACCGCCACUAUUCGCACCCGCAAGUUCAUGACAAACCGUCUGCUUGCCCGCAAACAAAUGGUUUGCGACGUCUUGCACCCCGGUUUAUCUUCAGUCAACAAGAAAGAUAUCCGUGAGAAAUUAGCUGCUAUGUACAAAGUAACACCCGAUGUCUGCUUUGUCUUUGGCUUCCGCACCAACUUCGGUGGUGGCCGCUCGACUGGUUUCGCUCUCAUCUACGAUACAUUAGACUAUGCCAAGAAAUUCGAACCCAAAUACCGUCUUGCGCGUCAUGGACUCUUCGAACAGAAGAAACAGACCCGUAAACAGCGUAAGGAACGCCGCAACAGAAUGAAGAAGGUGCGUGGUACUGCCAAGUCAAAGAUCGGUCAAUCCGCCAAGAAGUAAAUUCUCAGCAUAGAGUAAAAACAGGAGCAGAUGCAGUUCCAUAUAUUCCAAGAGUUUCUUUCUUCAAAUUUUGUCAAGGGUGCACGUAUGUUCAUGCUUUAUAUCAACAAAUCAAAACGGAUAUAGUUUUAUACUUUGUUUACUUUUGAAUUGAUCUGCAUAUGGACAGAUUAUUGAUGAUUGGCGUAUGGACACAUUUGUUUCUAUAAUUUUUUAAGUAAAUAAACUUCAAUUUGAAAGUAAAAAGUGG
This is a messenger RNA of Anastrepha ludens (Mexican fruit fly), 764 nucleotides long. It is a transcript of the gene RpS24, whose product is annotated as 40S ribosomal protein S24. The coding region runs from base 116 to 514 and encodes 132 amino acids. Gene Ontology annotation, molecular function: structural constituent of ribosome. The record is from RefSeq and is a predicted model, not a curated record. NCBI's taxonomy places the organism in Eukaryota, Metazoa, Arthropoda, Insecta, Diptera, Tephritidae. Gene Ontology annotation, biological process: translation. The transcript has 2 exons. Gene Ontology annotation, cellular component: ribosome.